UGGUGGUGAAGAGGCAAUCAGAAUGAAAAGUACUUGAACUGUGUGAAGUAGAUAAAUAGCUUCACUCUACAGAGGCUUCUCACAGCUACAGAGAUGGAAAACCAUAGCAAGCUUUGUUCCCCAAAGAACUCCAAGCAUGCACACAUCUCGGUCAGCAAGCAUGGGGCAAGAAACAGCCAAACUCAGCCCUUUAAUCUCCACACCGAGCAACGAGGACAGAAGAAGGAACGAGCAUUUGUGAAGAGAGUGCAAGAAAUGGCUGCUGAAGAAGCCAAGCGCCGGAUUCCUGUUGCACAAGGAUUGCCAUGGACAACAGACAAACCUCAGAGUCUAUCAAAACCUCCAGUAAAGGAGCAGACAAAGCCUAUUAAUAUCAAGCUUCAUACCGAGCAAAGAGCAGCUCGGCGUGCUGGAUAUAAUUAUCUGGUUGCAAGCAAGAUUAAUUCCUUGGAGAUCCUUCGCAGGUUUGAAGAGAAAAUUAUGAAGGUUAUUGAACAAGAGGAGAUUAAAAAUAUGAGGAAGGAGAUGGUGCCGAAAGCUCAAUUGAUGCCCUUUUUCGACAGGCCAUUCUUUCCACAAAGGUCAACAAGACCUCUAACAGUCCCAAGGGAGCCCUGUUUUCAUCUUAUAAAGCAAAAAUGCAGCAUCAGUGACCAACCUUACAAGUUUCACAAGUACUUCAACCACAGUAUGAAGUCUGUCAAGUAAUAGUUGGGAUGAGUUCACUAAUCUUAUUAAAUAUGUAAUGUACAAAGUUUACAUAACUUUUCCUUCGAUUAUGGAGUCGAAAGAAGAGCAUAUAUCAUUCCAAGAAAAAAGUGUUCAAGGAAAUGUAGUAGACCACUUCUCGGUCUUGUGAUUUCA
Messenger RNA from Musa acuminata AAA Group (dessert banana), 864 nucleotides. RefSeq names its product microtubule-destabilizing protein 60. Lineage: Eukaryota; Viridiplantae; Streptophyta; Magnoliopsida; Zingiberales; Musaceae. Gene Ontology annotation, cellular component: spindle; nuclear microtubule. Gene Ontology annotation, molecular function: protein kinase activator activity; microtubule binding. The record is from RefSeq and is a predicted model, not a curated record. The transcript is spliced from 7 exons. The coding region runs from base 94 to 708 and encodes 204 amino acids. Gene Ontology annotation, biological process: activation of protein kinase activity; regulation of mitotic spindle organization; mitotic spindle assembly.